GGCUGUGCGGUGCCCCAAAGGGGAACCGCUCGCGGGUACGUCCAGACGCGUGAAGCUGCGUCGCGCUGAGCACUCUGGGAUUUGUAGUUCUCCACAUGGAGCGAGCUGUGUCAUACGCUGUACCUCUGGGUCAGAUGGAAGUGUUUCAGGCCCUGCAGCGGCUCCACAUGACCAUUUUCUCCCAGAGUGUCUCACCCUGCGGGAAGUUCCUGGCAGCUGGCAACAAUUAUGGGCAGAUAGCCAUCUUCAGCUUGUCUGCUGCUUUGAGCUCUGAGGCCAAAGAAGAAAGUAAGAAGCCUGUGGUCACAUUCCAAGCCCAUGAUGGACCCGUCUACAGCAUGGUCUCCACUGAUCGACAUCUGCUCAGUGCUGGGGAUGGGGAGGUGAAGGCCUGGCUUUGGGCAGAGAUCCUCAAGAAGGGCUGUAAGGAGCUGUGGCGGCGUCAGCCCCCAUACAGGACCAGCCUAGAAGUGCCUGAGAUCAAUGCUUUGCUUCUCGUCCCCAAGGAGAAUUCUCUCAUCCUGGCAGGGGGAGACUGUCAGUUGCAUACGAUGGACCUCGAGACUGGGGCCUUCACACGGGCCCUCCGGGGCCACACGGACUAUAUCCACUGCCUGGCACUGCGGGAGCGGAGCCCUGAAGUGCUGUCGGGUGGCGAGGAUGGAGCCGUGAGACUUUGGGACCUCCGCACAGCCAAGGAAGUCCAGACCAUCGAGGUGUAUAAGCAUGAGGAGUGCUCGAGACCCCACAAUGGGCGUUGGAUCGGAUGUUUGGCAACUGACUCAGACUGGAUGGUCUGUGGAGGCGGCCCAGCACUCACCCUCUGGCACCUCCGAUCCUCCACACCCACCACCAUUUUCCCCAUGCGGGCGCCACAGAAACACGUCACCUUCUACCAGGACCUGAUUUUGUCUGCUGGCCAGGGCCGCUGUGUCAACCAGUGGCAGCUGAGUGGGGAGCUCAAGGCCCAGGUGCCUGGCUCCUCCCCAGGGCUGCUUAGCCUCAGUCUCAACCAGCAGCCAGCAGCACCUGAGUGCAAGGUCCUGACAGCUGCAGGUAACAGCUGCCGGGUGGAUGUCUUCACCAAUCUGGGCUACCGCGCCUUCUCCUUGUCCUUCUGACCUCUGGCAACACCUCUUCCAUCCCAGGGAUUUGGAGUGCUUUUUUCUUUCUUUUUUUUUUUAAUAAAUAAAUUUUC
This is a messenger RNA of Neomonachus schauinslandi (Hawaiian monk seal), 1198 nucleotides long. It is a transcript of the gene THOC6, whose product is annotated as THO complex 6. Gene Ontology annotation, molecular function: protein binding. Lineage: Eukaryota; Metazoa; Chordata; Mammalia; Carnivora; Phocidae. The transcript is spliced from 13 exons. Bases 96 to 1121 code for a protein of 341 amino acids. Gene Ontology annotation, cellular component: transcription export complex; THO complex. The record is from RefSeq and is a predicted model, not a curated record. Gene Ontology annotation, biological process: mRNA export from nucleus.